AAUUAGGUGCGAAAAACUCCAUCCGCACGUCAAAAGUCCGAAAUGUGACAAGAUCAUGUCAAUAUACAUAAACUAUUAUUUGGCUCGGAUUAUAUUAUGAAUUUACAUGUUUUCUACAUACAAAUAGGCUUUAUGUUGUUCCUUUUAAGUCCCACCUUGACCAAAUCGUUACCGAUUGUCAGCCGCGAUACUGAUCUCGAAACGUACAGCGAUCUUGAAAACUCCUUUAAAUCGAACGAACUUGAAGCUAUUCACGCGUCGAAUACGCGUAGCGCAGGAAAGCACCGAAAAGAAGCAAAUCACGGGAAACAACACAGGGAAGCAAGGCAAUCUGAUGAUCAACCUUUAAAUUAUUUAAAUAAACAAUGUGCGGUUAUGUAUAAAAAUGGUGAACCAGUGGGUAUUCUUCAGCCAUACAAAGACAAAUAUCAACUGCUCCCAGUGGACAAGGAAGACGUCAUACCUGUAGAAAUAAGUUUAAUGGAAGCAGCUGGAAUUAAUCUUGGUCCACAGAAACGCGAAACGAAACAAACCAGUGAAUCUGAGGUUAAAACUGCCAAUUUGGCAGCAUAUGCUGACGAAAGAUACCCGUACAUAUUCGCCAAGUUCAAAAUCGACAGUAGGGUGGAAAAAGGGAAUAAUCGCAUGUUGAAAAAUAUGCAGAAACGCGACCUGAAACCUAAGAAAUCGCCAUUAUUUAGUGAAAAAGACAGUAACUCAUUAAGAUCAUCACUAUCGAAGUUUGAAACUGAUUCUGAAGGGGCAGAGUCAGCACUAAGAGACGUACUGUCUGAUCUGGGCCUCAUAGAUGAACCUACUGUUAAUAAACGAUCAGCAGAUACUGAAAAAGAUAAUGCUGGACCAGAAGCAAACAAAAAUAGCCUUAUUGAGAUUGUCAACAAUGACCAAUUGCAAGCAAAAUCAAAGAAGAAAAGAACCGCUCCCAAAUACAAACGCCCGACAUACUCUGCACCUAAAGGAAUGAGCGAUGAUGAAUAUUAUGAUAAAUACAUUGAUGCACAUCCGGAAAUUUUCGAACAGAAUAGGGAGAGCAACAAUAAUGAACAUCACGAGAAGAAAAGAGAACAUCACAGCCAAGAAAAUGAAGAGAGACAUUCCGAAGUAAAAUCAGAAGAAGAGAAAUCAAUAGUGGUGAAAAAACGGUCGUCGUCAGAAGAUGCUGAAAGUACUAACCAGAAAAGCUCAGAGGAGCUGGAGGAAAGGGUGGCAAAUCAGAUCAACAGUAAACUGCAGAGUAUCAAGGAACAAGUAAGGAACGAAAUCGAGAUGCUGAAUAGGGAGAAAGAAGAGUACAUUGAGGAACCGGAAGAUAGUGAAGAUGAGGAAGAAAAAGAUAAAUCCCAAAGAAAGAAAAGAAACAUAAUGGUAUCCCUUCUGGACCAAGAAACUGACGAUCUGGACCCCGUAUUAGCUGAGAACAAUUUGGAGCCCCACAUUAGGCGAAGACGGAGCCUUACUAAAGAAUAUUUUGACAUUGAUGAUGAAAAAUCAAUUCAGGAGCUAAAUGAUGACACAAGCAAAAUUAUAAAUUAUUUAGACAAAGAUAAUGACUAUAUUGAUCCAUUAGCAGAGGAGAAUCCGAGCUCGGCAAGUAGCAGAAAUAUUAACAGUGACGAUAACACUUUGAUUAUUGAUUUGAUGGAUCAAAGUACAGUGAUUAAUAGGAAUGGUGAGGAACUUGGUGCAAGAGGGUUUAAUUCUAUCAAAAUGGAAGAGGAUAGGAACAGUAAAGGUAUUGUAACAACAGACCUGAACCAACUGCAACAAUGUCUAACAACCAGCGAACCGCCCUUCCAUAUCCGAAACCUAAAAGCGUUCGACUACGAUAAUCCAUCCCUAAACCAGCACAGUGACGCCAAAAGAUCCAUAAAACAAACCCGGAGCAAUUCCUGUAAAUGUAUCGGUCAAAAGGGUUGCAAGUGUAGACCCCACCUACGCCACCCUAAACCGGAAAAAAUUGAUUUACUAACCGACGAUGGCAAUCCAGUGAUUUAUUUGGACGACAAUUUAGUGGAAAUUCCGCGAUCGGACACUUUAGGGUACGUCAAAGAGAGAAUUUCCCAAUCGAACCAUAAAAACGUUGAAAAAGAAGAAAUAAAACGACACGUAAGACAAAGCGGAAACGUUAGGGACGUUUUACAAGAUGGGGGUUAUACGUUGGAUUUGGAACCGGACAUUUAUAGGAUAACCGGGGCGCAGGAUCAGACACGUCACAAGCGGGAUAAUUUCUUUGAUCUUGUGGCGAUACACGGGGGCGGACCGGCGAUGGACCACUUGGUAGCAGUAAGGGAAAGAAGCAUGUUUUCGCCCCGCAUAAGACGCAAACGCAGCAGCGAUUUCUUAACCUUGAAAGAGAUGAAGGACGAAGAACUUUUCGGUGCUUUACCACAAAGCUACCAAGGGGAAUUGGCGAGGGUCAAGCGGAUUAGGAAGAGAUGAAGCGAUUCUUGUUUGUUUAGUGGAAUUAAGUCUAAAUAAUGUGGAAUGCUUCGCAGAAUGAGUGGGAUUUUAUCAUUUUUAUCGGAUAGUAGUGUGUUUGUGAAUAAAGGUCUAUAUUUAUAUGUGGUAA
Messenger RNA from Anthonomus grandis grandis, 2590 nucleotides. RefSeq lists its product as uncharacterized. The record is from RefSeq and is a predicted model, not a curated record. Lineage: Eukaryota; Metazoa; Arthropoda; Insecta; Coleoptera; Curculionidae. The coding region runs from base 97 to 2460 and encodes 787 amino acids. The transcript has 7 exons.